CACCGCCUAUUGGACAGUGUAACUAAUGAGGAGGCAAGGAAAGACUUUUCAGCACUGCUAACAACAACAAGGCUAAAGGAACCUCUUAAAAUCAACAGUGCAGUAGACAGAUAGCCAUUAAAGACGCACUUUAUCUUUAUCCUUACAACAUUUAACACCUGAGCGAUGUUUUAGAAACAAGGCUUCGGCGCUUCGAUAGAAACAAGGCGGACAGGGCAGCCUCCGGUGCGUCUGCUGAAGUUUGCGGCUAGCUCGCUCACGUUAGCCGGGGAGUGAAGACGAAAUGGAGUUGGAAGACGUCGUCCUCUACCAGGACGAUUCUGGCAACUCGACCAUGAUGUCCGAUCGGGUCUCCGGUCUGGCCAGUUCCAUAUACCGCGAGUUUGAAAGGCUAAUCGCGAAGUACGACGAGGACGUCGUGAAGGAGCUGAUGCCGCUGGUUGUUGCCGUGCUGGAGAACUUGGACUCGGUGUUCGCUGUCAACCAGGAGCAUGAAGUGGAGAUCGAGCUGCUAAAGGAGGACAACGAGCAGCUUGUUACCCAGUAUGAACGAGAAAAGUCCUUUAGAAAACACGUUGAAGAGAGGUACAUUGCAAUUGAAGACUCCCUGGAUGGCGAGAGAAAGGAUCUUCAGGGUCGAGUGGUGAUGUUGGAGUCACACACGCGUCAGCUGGAGCUAAAAACGAAAAACUAUGCAGAUCAGAUCAUCAGAUUUGAGGAGAGAGAGGCGGAACUCAAGAAGGAGUACAGCGCUCUUCAUCAUAGACACACUGAGAUGAUUCACAGCUACAUGGAGCACUUGGAGCGAACUAAACACCAGCAUGCAGUGACAGCAGAGCCUGCAGAAUCUGGCACUGGCACACCAGCUAGAAUAAGGAAGGAGCGUCCCAUUUCCAUGGGCAUCUUUCAGGUUCCAGGGAUUGAUGGCGUGACCUCUGACGUCCAAAGGGAGCCUGUGGAUGUUCAUUCUGAAACUUGGAGAUUCAAUAACCUCAGCCAUCCAAGGUCCAACACCAGUCUGAAGGAUGAACUGGCCAAUGUGAGUCAUGAAGGGUCCAAAUCCAGCACUCCAACCAGCCAGGCAAGCAUCACAACAUCAAAUGCCAACGUCCCUAUACCCUCUCAGAAGGGCACCUUGAAAUCAAACACUGCCACAUCCACACAGAGCAGUGACUCUCAAAUGUCAAAGCCGCUGUCGCCUCAUGGCACAGCAGGUGGCAGUAUGAGUCCUUUAUCCAGUCAGGUCUCCGCGACACCCCUCUCUUCUGCUGCAUCGGAUGUUGCAAUGCAAUCUGUUGAUACACCUCAGGAGCAAGAACGUUUUGGUGGGCACACCAAAGAUCUGGACUGCAACAUUGGCAAACCAGACAACAAUGGGAAAGACGACCUGGAGAAGUCGUCUGAGGUGUUAGCGAUCAUAGAGUCUACCCCUGAGCUGGAUAUGGACCUUGGCGGCUGCAAAGGAACAAGCACACCAACUAAAGGCGGUAUAGAGAAUCUAGCAUUUGACCGCAACACAGACUCCCUGUUUGAAGAGCUGUCCUCUGCAGGAAAUGACUUCAUUGGAGAUGUGGAUGAAGGAGCAGACCUGCUGGGUAUGGGUCGUGAAGUGGAGCAUCUUAUACAGGAGAAUGCGCAGCUUCUGGAGACAAAAAAUGCUUUGAACGUGGUGAAGAAUGACCUCAUUGCUCGUCUGGAUGAGCUGACCUGUGAGAAGGCCGUCUUGCAAGGGGAGCUUGAUGCCAUCAGUCAGGCCAAGAUCAAACUAGAGGAGAAGAAUAAAGAUUUAGAAGAAGAACUGAAGGGGGUUCGAGCUGCACUUGAGGAGAGCAAACAAAAGGCUAAGACUGAGAAUGAGGAUGAUAGUGAUGUGCCGACAGCACAGAGGAAACGCUUCACCAGGGUGGAAAUGGCCAGAGUCCUGAUGGAGAGGAACCAGUAUAAGGAGAGGCUAAUGGAGCUGCAGGAGGCUGUCAGAUGGACAGAGAUGAUUAGGGCCUCCAAGGAAAACCCAGCCCUUACAGAGAAGAAGAAAUCCAGCAUCUGGCAGUUUUUCAGCCGUUUGUUCAGUUCGUCGGGUGGAGCGUCGAAGAAGCCUGCCGCAGAGGCUGCCGCGGUCAACGUCAAGUACAAUGCACCCACUUCACAGAUUCAACCGUCCGUCAAGAAGAGGAGCACCACCUUGCAGCAGCUGCCUAGCGACAAGAGCAAAGCCUUCGAUUUCCUCAAUGAGGAAAUGGCAGUUGAAAGCAUCAUGUCCAGGCGAGAACAGAAGCGGGCACAGUACAAGCAGGUUAAAGCCCAUGUCCAGAAAGAGGAUGGCAGAGUGCAGGCUUAUGGCUGGAGCUUGCCCAAGAAGUACAAAACCAAUGGUGGUCAGGAGAAGAUGAAGGACCUACCUAUUCCUGUCUUCCUUAGGCCGCUGGACGAGAAAGAUGCUUCUAUGAAACUGUGGUGUGCCGCUGGUGUGAAUUUGUCUGGGGGUAAAACCAGAGAUGGAGGUUCCAUCGUAGGUGCCAGUGUGUUUUACAGUGAUGUGUCUGGACCAGAGAGCCCAAUAAAGAAAACCGGAUCUCAGAACAGCCUCGAAAAACUGGAUCAAGAACUUGAGGAACAGCAGAAACAACUCCGACAUCAGGACGAGUUGUCAUCGCUGGUGUGGAUUUGUACCAGCACCCAGUCGACAACUAAAACUGUUGUCAUUGAUGCCAACCAGCCUGGAAUCAUCCUGGAUAGCUUCUUUGUGUGUAACGCUCACGUCCUGUGCAUCGCCAGUGUACCAGGUGCAAGGGAGACAGACUAUCCAGCAGGUGAAGAAGUAACCUUGAGUUCGGAGUCUGCACCGGUGGAAAAGGACAGUUUGUCCGACAGCAGUAGCAGUGCAGCAGGCAGCGAUGGCGUGCUUGGAGGCAUUACGGUUGUGGGCUGCACAGCGGAGGGAGCAACAGCAGUCCCUCAGACAGCAGACGGUGCAUGCAAAGAAAAUGGAGAGACGGAAUCCAGACCAGCAGAGGCCACUGGUGAGAAAGAAAACGUAAAGGGUGUCAACACUGAGCAGGUCUUCAUGGAUCCACUGGGAUUUCACCAGACAUCAGACACCCCAGCCAACUACUCUCAAAGGGAGUGUGACCUGGUGAAAGAUGGCGUGAGUUUGAACACCAAAGCAGAAGAGCAGGAUCUGAUGAGAGAAGAGGCCCAGAAGAUGAGCAGCGUCUUGCCCACUAUGUGGCUCGGGGCACAAAAUGGAUGUGUGUAUGUCCACUCCUCCGUGGCACAAUGGAAGAAGUGUCUCCACUCUAUAAAGCUGAAAGACUCUGUACUUGGCAUCGUACACGUCAAAGGGCGUACCCUGGUUGGCCUCUCUGAUGGCACAUUAGCCAUCUUCCACCGUGGAAUUGAUGGCCAGUGGGAUCUGACUAACUACCAUCUGCUUGACUUGGGGAGACCUCAUCAUUCUAUCCGAUGCAUGACUGUGGUACAUGACAAGGUGUGGUGUGGCUACAGGAAUAAGAUCUUUGUGGUGCAGCCCAAAGCCAUGAAGAUAGAGAAGUCCUUUGACGCGCACCCUCGUAAGGAAAGCCAGGUGCGUCAGCUGGCCUGGGAUGGUGAUGGCAUCUGGGUGUCUAUCAGGCUGGACUCCACUCUCAGGUUGUUCCACGCCCACACCUUCCAGCACCUCCAAGACGUGGACAUCGAGCCCUACGUCAGCAAGAUGUUGGGUACGGGGAAACUGGGCUUCUCGUUUGUGCGCAUCACGGCUCUCAUGGUGUCAUGUAACCGUCUGUGGAUUGGCACCGGCAAUGGCGUCAUCAUUUCUAUACCUCUCGCCGAGACAGCUAACAAGCUAACCAAAGGAGCAGGAAGCCACCCAGGAAGUGUUGUUCGCAUCUACGGUGACGAGAGCAGUGACAAAGUAGCAGCAGGGACGUUUGUUCCAUACUGCUCCAUGGCUUACGCUCAGCUCUGUUUCCAUGGACACCGGGAUGCGGUCAAGUUCUUCACGGCCGUCCCAGGUCACACAAUUCCAUCUGCAUCCAGCAGUGGCGAAGCAUCAGGUGAGAAGACAUCAGACGCCACAUCUCAGGAAGGAACCAAGUCUGUGUUGGUGAUGAGUGGAGGAGAAGGUUACAUUGACUUCAGGAUGGGGGAUGAGGAAGGCGAUGCGACCGAGAGGGAGGACCCGCCCAUGAAACUGCAGUCCCCCGUGGCAAUUGCUGAGCGCAGCCACCUCAUUGUCUGGCAGGUCUUGGACAGCGAGGACUGACCUAUGACCACUGACUCUGAAUGAGGCCUACGCUCAAUCAGCACUUUUCAAAGUCAAACGAUAAGAUGUUGUGUUUUUAGUGAUAAGGCCCGACUUUUUCAGUUCAAACCUUAUUUAUUCAUUCAGCACAUAUAUUUUAUGACAUUCAAGACAGCUUGUGCUGCAGAAAAGGACAAAUGUCGGGUUUAAUGCGUGUGUAUGGGAAAUAAUGAAAUGAUUAGUUUUAUACUGUAUUUGAAAGUUUGCUUUUGCAAGACCCCAAAUAUAAUCCUCCGCAUUUCAUCUCCAGGGCAAGACAUGAUAGAUUAGUCUAUCAAGUGUGAUGUUGUAUUUUAAAUAUGGAAGGCUGCCCCAGUUUGUGCCUUUCUAAUCAAAGUUAUUAUACAAUGGUGAAAGUUAAAUGCGCUCUGCUGUGCUGAAGACUAGUCGACCAAAUAAGUGAUAAAAGAAUGCAUGGAUGGACCAUUCUUGGCUAUCAAAAUAUCAACAUCAGAAUGUUGCUGCAGUUCCCAAAUCAGUCAGACAGCUGCAAAUUUUGUGCAGCAUAAAUUGCAAUGCAAUAUUGUUUGGGUUUUUCUAAUAUUUAAUAUUAGCCACAACUAUACUGUAUGUUCAGGGUUAUUUGCCAGCAAACGACACAGUUUUUGUUUUUGCAUUUGAUGUUUUGAAGAAUUUUAAUUUGAUAACUCGGCCUAUGCAUGAGAAGCAAAUAAUGGCUAUGAUAGGAUUUUAUUUAAUUCAACAAACUUGUAGGAAAGCUUUUCUUUAUUUGUCAUGCGUUAGCCCUGCUGAGGCUUUUAAACAGAUUGAAACUGUCCUCUUCCCUAGCAGACCCUAGACAACCGUUGCCUUAGCUAUGACGCUUUUCCACUGUAUGUGUAUUUUUGCCUCAAAAGAAUGUUCAACGUUUGCUACCAAAGGAUUAGCAAUCAAAAGUUUGCCAUGCGCUAAAUUAAUAAGCAUGUCCCACCACAAGGUGGCGCCUUUCAGUUCUUCUGGACGCAAACAUGUUUUUUCUUUUUUCCUUUUCUAAGAGGUGUGUAAAUAAGAUGUAUUUUUGGAAAUUGAGGCAGAAUAUUUUCAUAGUGUGAGAGAACACAAAAAGCCUGUUAACUAUUUAGUGGGUCACACUGCAGCCUCACAUUUCUAUUUAGCUUUUACAGCAAUAUCCCCCAUCGCAACAUUUCCUCCAGAGAAGAUUUCAUUCUAUUCGUGCUCUGUGCGUGCAUGCGUGCGUGCGUGUGUGUGUGUGUUCUCUCCAAGAGAACAGAAUUGUUAUUGCUGUUUAGCCAUUUCAGUAUUUAUUUUAGUGAUUUGAGUUUGCAAUUCAGAAUGUAUCUGUGCCCUAAAUAUCAGUGAAUAAGUACAGUAUGUAUGAAAUAUGACAAUUGCUUGUUUAAAUGUUUUUUUUUUGUUGUUGUUGUUGUUCAUUAGUAGGUGAGUGUUGACUUACCGCUACUCAGCUAUGCACAAUGUCUCUGCAGGGCGAGAGGCUAUUCCGUCUCCUCUUCAAGCAGUUUCAUCUUCAGUAAUAAUGGACACAAAGUCAAGUAACUUUGCGGUUUCAUUCCACCGAGCACUUUGUCUGGACACUGUUCUCCUGUCUCUAAUCUGCAUAAAGAUUGUCAAAAGCCUGACAGAGACUGUUCCAAUUUAGCAGGACGCGCAACACACAAUUGUACUCUGACAUCUCUAGCCUUACUGAUUUUUAACAGUCAAUUAAAUCAUAUUUUGUGAGCGGAACAAA
This is a messenger RNA of Dunckerocampus dactyliophorus (ringed pipefish), 6011 nucleotides long. RefSeq names its product sperm associated antigen 9b (gene spag9b). NCBI's taxonomy places the organism in Eukaryota, Metazoa, Chordata, Actinopteri, Syngnathiformes, Syngnathidae. Gene Ontology annotation, molecular function: kinesin binding; MAP kinase scaffold activity; JUN kinase binding. Bases 284 to 4264 code for a protein of 1326 amino acids. The transcript has 29 exons. The record is from RefSeq and is a predicted model, not a curated record. Gene Ontology annotation, cellular component: cytoplasm. Gene Ontology annotation, biological process: vesicle-mediated transport.